ACAGUCAGGUUAGGAGCAGGCAGUCAGGGAGAAACAGUCAGGUUAGGAGCAGGCAGUCAGUGAGAAACAGUCAGGUUAGGAGCAGGCAGUCAGUGAGAAACAGUCAGGUUAGGAGCAGGCAGUCAGUGAGAAACAGUCAGGUUAGGAGCAGGCAGUCAGUGAGAAACAGUCUGGUUAGGAGCAGGCAGUCAGUGAGAAACAGUCAGGUUAGGAGCAGGCGGUCAGUGAGAAACAGUCUGGUGUGCCAAACAGAAUCCACUCCGUUCAGCACCAUGGACAGCAGCUGUUCGGAACGCGACAACUACGUGGCAACAACACAGCACCGCAUCACAGUCUCUCCACAAAGCGAUCCGUGGGCGGUGUUUGACACCCGGUAGCGGCUGGGGAGCGUGGGGGCUGGCUGGCUGUCAUCUGUUUCACCGGCACGUUUCACGGAGAGGAGCAGCCAGGCGCCCACCUACCGUUGUUUUUUUUUUUUUUAAACCUCCAGAUUGACUUCCGUUUACGCUUUCACCGCUGUUAGGGUCAGCUCACUAGACUGGACAGGACUAAAACAUUGAGAUUUCAGAGAACAAACCGGGUUUGAAAAACGGGAUAUAUAUAUAUUUGUUUUAAUUUGUGCUUUUCGGUGCAGGUGUUUGAGUGAGGGCGCAAAAGAGAGAGGAGAGAGAGCGUGUAAGUGCCGUGUUGUUUGUGUCGGUGUUUCGGCUAAACCGCCUUAUGUGUUUGUGUGUAGCUUGCUAUGGGUCUGUAUGAGUGUGUGUGAAUGUGUGUGUGUGUGUGUGUGUGUGUGGAGUGUGUUCGCUCUGGACUGGAGGAGAUAUCCAAGAAAAAUGUCAGCGUGUCAACAACAACAACAGAGGAAGGCUAACGGUCGGAUGUGUACUUGCCUUUUCUCUCAUACCGGGAGAUAGAAAAGGCGCUCGUUCAUUCAGGAAAGGAGGAGGACGUUACCGGAAUACCUAAGAGACGAGUGGAACUGAACCGUCUUCCCGCCUGUCUGACUGACUGUCUGUCUGCCUGGCUAACGUGAAUGAAAAUCUUUAGAGGAGGAGGAGAGCGUUUCAAUCCACAGCCGUCAAGGAUUCAAUCGACGGAUGAAGAUGGAGUCAUUCCGCCGCUGUGGACGUUAAACGGACGUUAGGUCUGGAGAGGCUGGUUGGAGAAGUUGAGCUGAAAGGAGACUGAACCGGGGGAAAGAGGGAGAGGCGGAUCGGGUAGCUGAAAGGAGACUGAACCGGGGGAAAGAGGGAGAGGCGGAUCGGGUAGCUGAAAGGAGACUGAACCGGGGGAAAGAGGGAGAGGCGGAUCGGGUAGCUGAAAGGAGACUGAACCGGGGGAAAGAGGGAGAGGCGGAUCGGGUAGCUGAAAGGAGACUGAACCGGGGGAAAGAGGGAGAGGCGGAUCGGGUAGCUGAAAGGGACACAGACCAGCCCUGGAUUUCAACAGGAGAUUCCAAGAAGAAGAAGAGGAAGAAGAGAAAUAUGUGGCGUCACCUCUGCCGCCAGUCUAGUCUGUGGUGGAGUCUUGAGCCAGUGGUCGUUAAAACGACCCGGCUUGAUCAGUGAAGCCCCUAGCCUUCUCUCUCUCUCUCUCUGUCUCUCUCUCUGUGUCUCUCUCUCUCUCUCUCUCUGCUCUCUACCUCGCUCUUCCUUUCCCUUCUCUUUAAAUGUAAAUGACAUCGUUUUUUUCUCAGUAAGUAAGCUGUCUCGUGACGUGAGAUACUCAAAACCGUCAAUGAAGAUGUUGAUGUGUGACCGGGGCGUCCAGAUGCUGGUGACCACCGUGGGGGCUUUCGCCGCCUUCAGCCUCAUGACGAUAGCGGUCGGGACCGAUUACUGGCUGUACUCACGAGGGACGUGCAAAAGCAAAAGCACCAAUGACAACGACACAAGCCGGAAGAACGAAGAGGUGAUGACUCACUCUGGUCUGUGGCGAACCUGCUGUCUGGAAGGAACGUUCCGAGGUGUGUGUAAGAAGAUCGAUCACUUCCCAGAGGCCACAGAUUAUGAGGCAGACGCUGCAGAAUACCUUCUAC
Messenger RNA from Oncorhynchus keta (chum salmon), 2038 nucleotides. RefSeq names its product voltage-dependent calcium channel gamma-3 subunit-like. Lineage: Eukaryota; Metazoa; Chordata; Actinopteri; Salmoniformes; Salmonidae. The annotation marks the transcript as partial. Gene Ontology annotation, molecular function: voltage-gated calcium channel activity; channel regulator activity. Gene Ontology annotation, biological process: positive regulation of synaptic transmission, glutamatergic; neurotransmitter receptor internalization; postsynaptic neurotransmitter receptor diffusion trapping. Gene Ontology annotation, cellular component: AMPA glutamate receptor complex; postsynaptic density membrane. The transcript has 3 exons. The record is from RefSeq and is a predicted model, not a curated record.